This is a messenger RNA of Helobdella robusta, 6137 nucleotides long. RefSeq lists its product as hypothetical. Gene Ontology annotation, cellular component: actomyosin contractile ring. The transcript has 19 exons. Gene Ontology annotation, biological process: septin ring organization; mitotic cytokinesis; actomyosin contractile ring assembly. The record is from RefSeq and is a predicted model, not a curated record. The coding region runs from base 1 to 5145 and encodes 1714 amino acids. Lineage: Eukaryota; Metazoa; Annelida; Clitellata; Rhynchobdellida; Glossiphoniidae.
AUGGACGAAGAGACAUCGGAGAUAUUGAAUCGUGCAGUGCAGAGAAGAGAGGCUCUUUUGCAAAGACUCGAAGAGGAAGGCCUCAGUUCUUACUUCGCUAACCUCUUCCAAACUUCUGGAAAUUUCUAUCACAGGAUCCCCCAAGAUGGAUCAUCACUGACAUCAUCAACUUAUGAAAUUCAAAGUAAGAAGAAAUUAAGACGGUCAAGCUCGUUUUCAGAUUUGUCUCAGCAGCCAGUUAGAGAUAGAUUGACGUCAUGGAGGUGUCUCGAAGAGGAGCAACAACAUCAACAACAGCAGCGGUAUCAGCAACAACGUCAGCAACCGUCUCAGCAACAGCUGCUAAAAGAACCACGUCAUCAUCGCUACAAGUCUAUGGUCCAUGGAAGCCUAAGCAACAUGAAUGUCGUCUCUGGCGGUGAAAAUAAUAAUAAUAAUAAAAUCAAUAAUAAUAAUAAUAGUACUAAUAAUUUGAGUGAAAAUAAGGAGAAUGCUACGCCAAAUAAGUUGCAUUAUAUUGUUCCUAAAUUCAGUUCUUCAAAGGCCAACAACAACAACAAUGACAUGCUAAAUAUCAACAACAACAAUAAUAAUUUAAUUACAAAGACCCAACCAAUCCAAGAAAUGUGCAAUGCUGAUUGUAGUAGCGGUAGUGAUGAUGAUGAUAAUAAUAAUAAUAACAAUAAUAAUAUUGGUGAUAACAACAAUAAUGAUAAUAGCAAUGAUAUAGUGACAACAUCACCACCAUCUUCCCAAUCAUCACCACAACCACCAGGCAUCAUUCCAGCUCCACCGCUACUCCCGUCAACAUCAACUGGGGGGGGGAAUUGGAAAAAUAAAAAUAACAACAACAACAAUAAUAAUAAUAACAAUAAUAAUAAUAAUAAUUCUACAAAGAAGAAUAAUAAUGCAAAAGAUGCUGCCAAAGGAAGCGCGGAUUUCACCAACGAGCUCAAAACUAGAUUGUGCUGCAGAAACAAACACAACAACAACAAUAAUAAUAACAAUAACAACAACAAUAAUAAUAGAUGUUGUGACAGUAAUAGCACUAACAGCAAGAAAAUCACAUCAGCAGUUACCAGCAAAAAGAGUAAGACGACGUCAACUUCUAAUAUUAAUGCUAGUAGCAAUAAGAGUUAUAAUAAUAAUAAUAAUAAUAGCAAUAAUAAUAACAACAAUAACAAUAGUGCUAAUAGUAGUAGUAAACAGCUGAUGGCAAGGCAAAACAAAAAUCCUACUACAACAACGACAAAAACUUUGGCCGUUUCAACAACAACAACAGCAGCAUCAUCGUCGUCGUCAAGAUCUUCAACAACAACAACAUCAGUAACAACAACGAUUGCAACAUCGUCAUCAUCAGUAGGCAGUAACAAUGUUGCUGGUUUUAAAACUUUCAACAUAUGCCCCAAGCCAUUCUCUAAGCAAAAUUUUCAAAAUCAAAAGUUCUCGUCUGUUAAAUGCUUUCUUACUUCAAAACCAACUACAUCAUCAUCAACAACAUCAACAACAACAUUGGCAACAACAACAUCAACAUUGGCAACGUCAACAACAGCAAAGACAUCAACAACAUCAGAUGUUGUGAGAAGUGAAUUCAAUAGCAAGCUAGUUGAUGACUUCCAGCAAAAUAUGGUUGCCAUGGGUUACCAGCUGCAAGCUGCUUCAGAACUCGUCCUUGAACUUGAUGAUGACUCAGUAGAUAAUAAUAAAAACAAUAAUAACCUCAAUAAUAAUAAUAACGAUGAUGAUGAUGAUGAUGCCAACAUUAAUUGUAUUAACAGUGUAAAAAAUAGUACAAAUCAUAAUAUCAUCAUUACUACUACUACUAACGCUGCUACUGCUACUACUACUACUACUACUACUAGCACUGCUACUACUACUACUACUACUGCUGCUACUAGAAAUAUUUAUAAUAAAGAUAAUAAUAAUAAUAAAGUUAAAACCAGCAUUGUUGCUACUACUAGUACUAAUAGCAAAAAUAACAGUAAUAAUAAUAAAAAUAAUAAUAGAGUUAGCAAAACUAACAAUAAUAAUAAUAAUAAUAAAAUCGAUAAUACUGAUAAUAAUUAUAACAACGAUAAUAUCUGUAACAAUAAUAACAAUAAUAAUAACGACAAUAGUAUUAGUAGAGGAGGUAUUUUAAAGAAGACGAGUAAAUAUAGCCCGGCUAAAAAUAACUUUGGCGGGAAAACCAAAAUAAGUAAACAGCUCCAAAAUCUCGUUAUCAGUGAUAACGACAGUUUCGAUAGCGUCAAGAGUCCACGGAAGUUGCAGUCCGCCCAGAAGAUCACAAAUAAGCUCACCAUAACCAAUAUAAAUAAGAGAAAUAUUUAUGAUCGUUUGGCUAUCGAUGAUGACGACGAUAAGGAUGAUGGCGGUGGUGGUGAUGAUGAUGAUAACGGUAUUGGUGGUGGUAAUAGUAAUAGCGGUAGUAGCAGUUGUGGAAAUUCUUGUAGCCUGGAUAAGAGUUCUUUGAGCCACGGAAGCGUCUACGUCACCGGCGACAACAACCGGCACAAUGACGUCAUUCAUGACAUCAUCAUCAAUAACAACAACAAUAAUAAUAAUAACGUUAAUAAUAACAAUAAUAAUAACUUUAAUAAUAACUUUAAUAAUAAUAAUAAUCAUGGAAUGAGGCCCAAAGAGACUUAUUUCAGUGUUACAGAUAUCCACAACAGCAAUAAUAAUAAUAUUAACAAUAAUAAUAAUAAUGUUGAUGGUAAUUGUAGUAAUGAUCAUGUUUACAUUCACAUGUGCCCUAAGAAGAAAAUUAAGAAUAUGAAAUCAGUCAAUAAUGAGCGUUAUGGUGAUGACGACGACGACGAUGAUGAUCGUGACUAUCACGGAGAUGGGGGUAAUCUAUAUGAAGAGAUUGGAUUAUCAUCGACGUCAUCAUCGGCGAUGACGUCAUCAACAGCAGCCAAUCACAACCUCCCAGCAGCAGCAACAACGACGUCAUCAUCAUCUCGACCACCGCUUAGGCAUAUUUCAAUGAAGAGAGCAUUUAGAAUUAUUGAUAAUGAUGACGAUGACGAUGAUGAUGACGACUAUGCCUUCAAUGAUGAUGGUGAUGACGACGAUUAUGAUGAUGACGAUGAUGAUGUCAGUCAUGAUGAUAAUGUGGAAAGUGACAGAGGCUCUGGAGUUAUAAUAAGGGGUGGAGUUAGAGACCCUCUCAUGCCUCCAAAGCAGAGACCAUUCACGACGACGAAUGCCACACUCGACCAGAUCAAGUAUCGCUUGCAGACGCCAACGCCACCGUCGUCACCAUCGACGCUCGGUAGGAAUCACGUGAUUGGCGAUCAUCACCUCCACGAUCAACAUCAUCAUCAUCGUCGUCUGAGAAGGCAGUCCAAUCAGUUUGGUGGUUCGUGCCAGAACUUGCACGACAGAUUCUUUCCCCAUCCUAUCAACCACCACCACAACGGCAGCGGUAGUAACAGCAGCAGCGGCAACAACAACAACGAUGAUGGUGGUGAUGAUGAUAAUAAAACUGGCCGUCACCAUCUUCCUCCCCAACCUCCUCACCACCCCAACAUCACCAGCGGCCACCUCGCCAGCACCACACUCUGUAGAUCGGACGACAACCUCUUCGCCAGAAUGCCUAAAAGUAGUCGAGACGUUCAAGCCUACAGGAGGCUGGCCGAGGCUCGCCUCAGCGCUAAGAAAACCAUCCUCGAUAUUGAUCAGAAGAAAUUGCUUCGGAAAGUUAAAGAAAGUCUAGAUAGGCAGAUAGAUAGGCAGAGUAGGAGCAGGAGAGGUGUGAGAAAACCUAGGGGGGGUUCAGGGAUAGCUGGACCGGACGUGCCUGCUAGGUCUGCUAGGAUGAAAAUACAGAGCCUGAAGGAUAUGAUUGAACAGGAAGAUAAAUUCUCCCAGCAGGCGAGCAACGCACUGAACAUCUGCCUCAGUAAGUCGAGACAGUGGACUCCGGAAGCCAUUGAGUGCCACAGGAUACUUCUCACUGCUGCCAAACGUAAGGAGAUCCUCUACCAGCAGUUGAAACACCUUAGAGAAGAUGAUAACCUGACUGAUGACCUGACACGAUUAUCUGCAACGCGAUUGGCCGGAAAGUUGACCUUAAGUGAUUUGAGAUUGCCUUUAAAGCCAGAGUUCCUGGCUAAAAUUGGGACAGUUCAUGAUACGUCGGUGACCUACCUCUUAGUGAUCGUCCAAUCAGGCGAAAGCAUGUCAUCAACGCAGACGAUAACCACAGCGCAGCCCACGGUCCUGGGUGGCCUGGAAAUCCCCGGGCAGCUAAAUUUAACUGGGGUUUUCCAGAAUUUUCAGGCUUUGUUAGAGAUAUAUUCUCUUUGUGUCCCCAGAGACGGAAGAUCCACCGUCCCUAAAAAAGCCCGGGUAAUUAGGAAGAUCAUAGACAUGCGCAAACACAACAACAACCGCCACAACAUGUUACAUCAGCAGCAACAACACAAUACGGACAGCGAAUCAGACGAUGCGACUACUGGCCUAAAGAGUUCAUAUUUUGUGUCCGUCGCCCGGCUGUUGUUCGGGGAGAAGGAUUUAGGGCGGGGGCACUUCGCCCUGGAAGGGGUACCUUAUGAUAAUCCACUGCAGGGUAGUUUGCACAUGAAGCUAAAGUACACCCCUGAAUCCUCUGUUCUUCAUAGAUCCUAUUUGAACGUUUGCUCAUCUGAUUCACAUUCCACAACAACAUCAUCAUCCACCAAUCACAACGCCGGCACGGCGAUGAUCGGCGCAGAAAGAGGCGGAGCUUUCACGAGAAGAUGGUGUUGUCUGACCAAUAGCGAGAUCCUAAUCUGGAGGAAUGCUUCUGACGAACUUAUUAAGGAUCCAGUAGUGCGCGUGGAUUUGAUGUCGUGCAUCAACGAACAGGUCCUGCCCAUCUCCAUCGACUACCGAUCGGUCAGGGACACUUUCGAGCUGGUUGUCGUCUGCUCGGCUCGUGGGAAGAGUGUCGGAAGGAUCAAUGAGAGGAUGAAUGAAAAUAAACUGUCCUCCCAGAGGUUCUGGCUGACUGCAGACACGGCGGACGAAUGCACCGUCUGGUGCAGGCGCACUCAAAAUGCACUCACUCAAUUAAGGGCAUGGCAUCCAUACGCUGUACCGCCGGUCAAAUUUUUCCCGCCAUGUUUAUCGCCAUAUUCGUUUGACUCCUGCUUGUAAUAGAGACGACGUUUGAUGGUGAUGAUUGGAAUGGUGGUGGUGAUUAUGAUGACUGAGGUGCUGGUGAUUGUGACGAAAAUGGUGAUUAUGGUGAUUCAGAUGGUGAAUAUGAUGAUGAUUGUUGUAAUGAAAAUUGCGAUGGCUGUGAUAAUGAUUGAGAUGAUGAUGAUGGUGAAUAUGGUGAUUAUGAUAAUGAUUGAGAUGAUGAUGAUGGUGAAUUUGGUGAUUGUGACAAUGAUUGAGAUGAUGAUGAUGAUAUGGGUGAAAAAGUAUAUGGGGGCUAUAAUUAUAACAAUGAAAAAGAUAAUAAUUAUUAUUAUUAUUACGACACUGACGAUGUUUACAGUGAUUAAGAUAUAAUUAAAUCACUAAUCAAUGUGAUUAAGAUAUCAUUGAAUCACUGUUUAUAUGUAGACGUGAAUUUUUUACUAUAUAGAUUUUCAAUGGUUGCUAACACGUGUGAAUUCAUGUUACCAUUCUUACUGUUCUCAUAUUAUUCUUCGUAUUAUUAUAAGAUUGAUUGCUUAAUUGAUUGAUGAAUUAAUUGAUUGACGAAUUGAUUGAUUGAUGUAUUGACUGAUUGAUGAAUUGAUUGAUUGAUGAAUUGACUGAUUGGUUUAUAAAUUCUUUGUUUUUUUUGGGUUUUUUGAAAAAAAUUUCAUCUCACAAACAGUUAAAUUGUACUUUAGGUUAAAAAUUUUAUUAUAUGAAUAUUGUAAUUAUUUAAUUAUUACGAUGAUUGUGGUGAUAGAAUAUAUAUAUAUAUCUUAUUCUCAUGUUUAUUCCAUGUAUGUAUGUAUGUGUGUGUGUGUUUAUAUAUGUAUGUACACAUAUACGCAUACAUAUAUGUGUGUAUGUUAAGCUGCUCAAUUAAUAAAACUGUGCUAUAUUCAUUUAAAAUCAUUUCAUAUAUAAUUUUGUAUAUUGUGUGUGUGUGUGUUUAUUAGUAGUAAAUAUAUAUGGUAACUUAGUUGCGUUCUUUUAGCCAAACC